Molecule: messenger RNA, 483 nt
Organism: Aspergillus bombycis
Lineage: Eukaryota; Fungi; Ascomycota; Eurotiomycetes; Eurotiales; Aspergillaceae
Product: BTB/POZ domain-containing protein
Exons: 2
Coding region: 1-483 (160 amino acids)
Molecular function (GO): protein binding
Source: RefSeq, a predicted model, not a curated record
AUGACAACGGGAACCAGCAACGCAUUUCACGAAUUCCUCGAAUCGGACGUCGUCUCCCUUCAAGCUUUCAACUCCACACAUGUGUUCAAGGUCCACAAAGCACUUCUUGACGCCAAAUGCGAAGUUAUUGCUUCGGCAUUCAACAGUAAUUUUACUGAGGGUCGAAGUAGAGUAUAUACCUUUUCUGACAGCUCGGAGGAUACUCUGGCGCGGUUCCUCGAAUGGGCUUAUCGAGGAGACUAUGCUGAGCCGGUCGUAAAGCAUUUGGACAAGACAACUGACCAGGCUAAGAAAGCCCAUGCUAGCGAUCAGCUAGAGAGCCUUGACCAUCCACUGGUGGCUCAUAUGGCACUUCUCAUCUUUAGCGAGAAGUAUAUCGUUCCAAAACUGAGGGAUUUUGUCUUUGCCAAGAUCAAGGUGGCCAUCCAGGUCAUGAACAAACCAUAUACGGCGAACGAUCGCUUGGUGUUAUCUCUCUCUUGA